GGACUUAGGUCGUCGGGCGGCUGCUCCGAGGUCCGAGGCCGGCCCUCGCCUUCGGCGCUCGGCUCGGAGGAUGGAUCCCGGGCCUGGGAACGACUCGGUGCCGCUGACCGGCUUGGCCUGGUCAUCGGCCUCGGCGCCUCCGCCGCGAGGAUUCAGCUCGAUCUCUUGCACCGUCGAGGGGGCGCCUGCCAGCUUCGGCAAGAGCUUCGCCCAGAAAUCUGGCUACUUCCUGUGCCUCAGCUCCCUGGGCAGCCUCGAGAACCCGCAGGAGAACGUGGUGGCCGAAAUCCAGGUCCUGGUGGACAAAAGCCCCCUCCCGCCCGGCUUUUCCCCGGUCUGCGACCCCCAGGACUCCAGGGCCCCCGUGUCCAAGAAGAAACGAAUGUGUGUGAAGCUGGUACCCCUGGGGGCUGCGGACACGGCUGUAUUUGACGUCCGGCUGAGCGGGAAGACCAAGACGGUGCCUGGAUACCUGCGAGUAGGGGAUAUGGGUGGCUUCGCCAUCUGGUGCAAGAAGGCCAAGGCCCCGCGGCCAGUGCCCAAGCCCCGCGGGCUCAGCCGGGACAUGCGGGGCCUCUCCUUGGACCCUCCGGGCCAGCCCAGCAAGGGCAGCUUCCCGGAGCGGACGCUAUCACGGCUAGGCUCACGGGCGUCUACCCUGCGGAGGAGCGAUUCCAUCUAUGAGGCCUCCAGCCUCUACGGCAUCUCAGCCAUGGACGGGGUUCCCUUCACGCUGCACCCCAGAUUCGAGGGCAAGAGCUGCGGCCCCCUGGCCUUCUCUGCCUUUGCUGACCUGACCAUCAAGUCACUGGCGGACAUCGAGGAGGAGUACAACUAUGGCUUUGUGGUGGAGAAGACAGCAGCUGCCCGCCUGCCCCCCAGCGUCUCGUAGCCCCUCACCUGCCUGGGAGCCCCUGGCUGUCCCUGCAGCCAGCGCCCCCAGCCUGGGCCAUGGAGCCAUCUCCUCUGCUCCCGCUCUGUCAUGGGAACCUCGGUGUCUCAGAGCUCAGAGAGCCCCGUCGUCAACCCAGCCCUGGAGGAGGGGGUGGGGCGAAGCUACUGGGGGAGAGGGGGUCUUCUGUCCUUGAGCCCCCGUGGGCAGGGGUGGGGUUGGACAGAAACCAGUGCCUUUGAGUCAUUUGUGUCAAACUCUACGGUGCCCGGGGAGGAGGAGUGUCCUC
Molecule: messenger RNA, 1181 nt
Organism: Trichechus manatus latirostris (Florida manatee)
Lineage: Eukaryota; Metazoa; Chordata; Mammalia; Sirenia; Trichechidae
Gene: MVB12A
Product: multivesicular body subunit 12A
Exons: 9
Coding region: 71-892 (273 amino acids)
Biological process (GO): regulation of epidermal growth factor receptor signaling pathway; virus maturation; viral budding
Cellular component (GO): cytosol; ESCRT I complex
Source: RefSeq, a predicted model, not a curated record